AUGUCGAGAACGGUAUUGCUUCGUCUGGGGAUGCGGAGGAGGCUGCACUCGCUCAGGUUCAAGAGGGCGGAUGAGGUGCAACGAGCGCUAAACCUUACGUGGGCUAGCUUGGAGUCCUGGACCCACCCGAUCCGCCUGAGCUUGCUUGCGGGCUCUCCAGGAGAAAGGAACCGCCGCGCCCUGGGGGGUUCAGGCCAGCGUGCUCGGCCAGUCGGGUGUCUGUUUUUGGCGAAGAUCGGUGCGAAACCCGUAUUGUUGGUUACCGCCGGAUACGGGUUAUGUAAGUACGGGCCUAACCCGACGUGGCCAAGCGUCAUCGGCCAUGCACUGACCACUUAUUUUUAUCUGAAUCUGCAUCCUAAGGUCUCUUUCCUAUUACUGCCCGAGAUUACCGUGGGGUUUUGUGACUGGGUCUUUACAUGUCUCUGCCCCGUCGCACUGGGCACCACAAGAUAA
Molecule: messenger RNA, 456 nt
Organism: Coccidioides immitis RS
Lineage: Eukaryota; Fungi; Ascomycota; Eurotiomycetes; Onygenales; Onygenaceae
Exons: 5
Coding region: 1-456 (151 amino acids)
Source: RefSeq, a predicted model, not a curated record